Penaeus chinensis is the source of this 694-nucleotide messenger RNA. RefSeq lists its product as uncharacterized. The record is from RefSeq and is a predicted model, not a curated record. Bases 51 to 692 code for a protein of 213 amino acids. The transcript has 3 exons. Lineage: Eukaryota; Metazoa; Arthropoda; Malacostraca; Decapoda; Penaeidae.
UGGAAACUUUAAUUCCAUAACAGUUAGUAUUCCUUUCCCAUAGAGUCAAGAUGGGGUGUGCUAGUGAAAGCGGAAUAAGGAGAAUCCUGAUGAUGGUGAUCUUGGCGGUGGUCACUGUGUCGUAUGCCGAUGCAGGAAAACGAAAGUGCAGAUACAACGGAAAUAAAUUUAAUAUAGGAGAGGAAGUUCUUGGCCUCCCUGAUCACUGCUGCUCCCUCACGUGCGCAUCCGAGGGAGGGAAAGGCAGUAAACCGAAGCAGACGAGGGCCAUUUUGACUCUCGAAUUCACCAGCCUCGACUCCUGUAGCUGUCAGUCACCCUCUCGCUCUGUCCUCAACCUCACAGCUGUUCUGAACCCACGCCAACUCAAGCGCUGGGGUUCUGAAGGUAAGCUGAAACCGAAGCCGAAAUCGGAACGCAGAUCGAAACUCGGAUCGAAUAACAAAAAUAAGAAAAAGUACAAGAAAGACAAUAACAAGAGGGCGAAGAGGAAGGGAGAGAGGGCAAAGAAGAGGAAAGGAAAGUGUGUCUUCAACGAUAAGAAAUACAAAAGUAAUGAAAUCGUGGAAGGAGUGGCCAGCCGGUGUUUCGACUUGGUGUGUCAGGCGAAGCGGAGGAAGAAAAAAGGAAGUGUUGAAGUUGUUCCGAGGACUGAUUGCACGUGUUCGGACGAUGCGGGUGAGGGCAGCUGAUA